CAUUUCUGCAAGGUACAGUGAGCUACUGCUCCAAUCCCAUCCAACUCAACAUAAAUUAUCAGCGUGUGUCCUGUACUAGAGAAAUGUUGCUAUAGUAAACAAAACGGACACAGUUGUGUAGUUACGGUCGACCGUGUGAAGAGUUGGAGUGAAGAGUAUUGUUACAGCAAAUAUUAUACAAAUGAAAGAUGGCGAACGACUCUCCAGCGAAAAGUCUAGUAGACAUAGACCUUUCUUCACUACGGGACCCAGCCGGGAUUUUUGAACUGGUCGAAGUGGUUGGAAAUGGUACAUAUGGUCAAGUGUACAAGGGUCGACAUGUCAAAACAGGACAGCUGGCGGCAAUCAAAGUCAUGGAUGUCACAGAGGAUGAGGAGGAUGAGAUUAAACUUGAGAUUAACAUGCUGAAGAAAUACUCCCACCACAGAAACAUUGCCACAUACUAUGGUGCUUUUAUCAAGAAGAGUCCUCCUGGACAUGAUGACCAGCUGUGGUUGGUCAUGGAGUUUUGUGGUGCUGGAUCUAUAACAGACCUUGUUAAGAACACCAAAGGCAACAGUUUGCAAGAAUACUGGAUUGCAUACAUCUCCAGAGAGAUUCUGAGAGGUCUGGCCCAUUUGCAUGCCCACCAUGUCAUCCAUCGUGACAUUAAGGGUCAGAAUGUGCUGUUAACAGAGAAUGCCGAGGUGAAAUUAGUUGACUUUGGUGUGAGUGCUCAGUUGGACAGGACAGUUGGCAGAAGAAACACUUUCAUUGGCACUCCUUAUUGGAUGGCGCCAGAGGUCAUUGCCUGUGAUGAGAACUCAGAAGCGACAUAUGACUAUAGAGUAAGAGCCUGUCUUGAACAUUUAUACUGUUGUAAUAUAGUCCUUCUUUUCAGACCUUACUGUAGAAAUCUUUCUCUGCCCCAUACAUCUGUGUCCCCAACAUUGUAGACACUAUAUAAAACAAGAACACCAUUUUCCUUACAGCGUUUAAGGGAAUAAGAGUGGUUUAACACACCUGGGGCCAUAUUCACAAAACAUCUUAAGGCUAAAA
Messenger RNA from Sinocyclocheilus rhinocerous, 1038 nucleotides. RefSeq names its product mitogen-activated protein kinase kinase kinase kinase 4-like. Lineage: Eukaryota; Metazoa; Chordata; Actinopteri; Cypriniformes; Cyprinidae. The record is from RefSeq and is a predicted model, not a curated record. The coding region runs from base 189 to 935 and encodes 248 amino acids. Gene Ontology annotation, cellular component: cytosol. Gene Ontology annotation, molecular function: ATP binding; protein kinase activity. The transcript has 7 exons. Gene Ontology annotation, biological process: protein phosphorylation.